AAGUUUUGAUGCUUUAGUUGCUAGCCCAGAGUCGACCCAGAAGUUGAGGCAAUUUUUUUGCUCGGCAUCGAUCCAAAAUUCAAUUGACCAUUGAAUUUUGAUACGAUCGACACACUCAAGGAUUAUACACGAAACACAAUAAACUGUCGGGAUAUAUAUUCUCUGUAUAAAAAAAUAUAUAUAAACGUUUUCUGGCUGCCGUCCGUUGCAGUUAAAAGUGCUCAAUAUGAGAAGUGCACUUUUUGUCUUGGCGCUCUGCGCUGUGGCUUUUGCCACCGCAUCGGCUGACACGCAUGUGCGUAAGGCUCGUGCUGUAGAGGGAUACUCGUAUCCUGUACCAGAUGUGCCAUUUGUUUUGCCGACGCGCACUACUGCGCCACCAGUGACAAAUAAACCACAGCCUCCAGUGACGACUCGCCGACCAACUCUACCACCAACCACCAGGCCUCCCAUUCGUACUCCUCCACCACCAACCUAUUUGCCUCCUACAAAUAAGCCCCAACCCCCAGUAAUUAUUACCACCCGUAAGCCAACACCUCCGCCAACUCGUGCGACUACCACUCGUCCACCUAUCACUCGUCCACCAACCACAUACUUGCCUCCAUCGACCACCCGUAGGACAACAACGACUACCCGUAGGCCAACAACGACUACCCCUAGGCCAACAACGACUACCCGUAAGGUAAUAACCACACCGGUUACCCGUAGGCCCACACCCAGUACUGUAGGACCAACCUACUUGCCUCCUACAAAUAAGCCCCAACCCCCAGUAAUUAUUACCACCCGUAAGCCAACACCUCCGCCAACUCGUGCGACUACCACUCGUCCACCUAUCACCCGUCCACCAACCACGUACUUGCCUCCAUCGACCACCCGUAAAGUAACACCUCCGCCAACCCGUACGACUCCAAUAAUAAUUACCACCCAGAGGAUAACGACCCCUAGGACCACCAGGACUAUUGUGACAGCACCGCCGACGACCAAGCGCGUGGGCUACGAUUAUCCUAAGCCCAGCAUUCCCUUUGACUUUUAAGCACCCGCACAGCAGCACAGUUAUAGCCGUCGAUGAAUUCAACGACGCUCGAAAGGCAGAUGGGUGACAUAUCAUUUCAUUUUAAUUGAAAUAUUAUCGUCUGAGGGAGGGGAUGCAAUAACUGAUGCUCUCUAAAUAUAUCUAGCAAUGCAAAUGCCAACCAUAUCUAUAGGGCUAGAUACAUCUAGUCAAUGCAGUCGAAAAGAUUUUUACAGCGUUUCAUGAGGGUGCUCCAAAUUGCGAUACCACUGAAGCGUCAGCAAGAAUUCAACUUGUUUGUUUUUAUGAAUUAAUGAAUCGCAUACUCAUACAAUUAGGGAUCACUGUAUAUGUAUCUAACUUUUUGUAAACUUCUUAAAUAUGUACUAUAAUACGCUCUCUUGCUAUGUUUUAUGUCUCCCGUCUCAAGACUAUUUAGCUCUAUGUUCAAAUAAAAUGAAAACAAACACCAUUUA
This is a messenger RNA of Drosophila navojoa, 1488 nucleotides long. RefSeq lists its product as uncharacterized. The record is from RefSeq and is a predicted model, not a curated record. Lineage: Eukaryota; Metazoa; Arthropoda; Insecta; Diptera; Drosophilidae.